UUGUAACUAAUGUAGGGCUUGAUUGAGUGAAUGGUGCCGCAAGGGCAUAUAUCGAGCAGUCCUAAAAUAUCCCAAAAAUUCACCGAAAUACUGUACAGUUUGGCGAAAACUUUGUUUUUGCGGCUGCGUGUCUUAUCCAUCUUGUCAAAAGUGUCCUCCUUUUCUGCUCUCUUCUUGAAAGAACACGAACUUGAGCUCGAAUUACUUGACAUAAUCUUUGACAAUUUUGUUUUGACAAACAUGCCACUAAAAUUCUUUGUGUUUUCCUCAAAAAAUGGUAAAUGAGGAUGUCGCCGUACCGGAAGAAACUGAAUUCACCCUAAAAUACAACUCCUGGUACGCGAUUACUAUAAGCACAAUCAUAUGGGCGGCCAGCUACCAGCUUCUGAGGGCCACGUUGCCGUCAAAAAAUCGCGAGUACUGCUGCCGGGUUUUGAGUUUUUUGCACGGAAUCAUCACCGCUUUUGUGGGGAUAAACCAGUGUUUUCUCAUCGACACUCCGUUUGAGCACCCGGAAUGGCGGACGACCAACAGCCAACGAUUUUUGAUGGUGUGCAGCUUGGGGUAUUUUAUCCACGACUUGGUUUGGUGCUUUGUGUACCAGAGGGACUCGAAAUUGAUGCUCGCUCAUCAUCUUUACAGCGUGUGUGCGCUGAGAAGAAUGCUGUAUAAGAACAACUCGGGGGCGCAAGCCACUUGUGCCUUGGGAAGUAUGGAAAUUUCGAAUCCGAUGUUGCAGAUUCGAUGGUUCCUCAGAAGCGAAGGAUAUUAUCCUUCAAACUUGUACACGUCGGUCGAGAUCACGUUCAUGAUCAUAUUUUUCCUAGUGCGCAUUGUCCUCGGGACGUAUUUUUUAAUUGUGAUUGCCUUUCAACCGAAAAACGACUGGGACUUUAGAGUCCUUGCCGUGACGAUUUAUGCAAUGUCUUGGAUGUUUAUGAUAAAUAUCACCAAGUAUUUCGUUACCAAAUAUGGACUUGGGUAUAAAGGAAACGAUAUUCAGAAUAAGGGAACUUGACUGCCGGCUUAUUUGUUCAUUUUUAUGUGUUAAAUAAAUUAUUUAAGUGGAAAA
Molecule: messenger RNA, 1072 nt
Organism: Tribolium castaneum (red flour beetle)
Lineage: Eukaryota; Metazoa; Arthropoda; Insecta; Coleoptera; Tenebrionidae
Product: TLC domain-containing protein 5
Exons: 1
Coding region: 275-1018 (247 amino acids)
Cellular component (GO): membrane
Source: RefSeq, a predicted model, not a curated record